CGAUGAAGUUGCCUCCCUUGAUCAAAUCGAUAACAUAAAGCAGGCCAUCACAACUUCCACCUUUCAGUCAUCUACUGGACCAGCAUUUCUGAACCCGCGAGUCCCCUACUUUCAUGUUGAUAUAACCUCAUAAUGUUCAUUGCAACACUACAUACCUCUUAGUUUCGCCACAAGCACAUAUACCUGCUGUUUUAUCGUCAUUACCUUGAUGGAAGCUCGAAAACCAUCGUCACCAGACACUGACCUCAAUCGAGUGUCACCUGUUAAUAUAUGUACAGCCAUGUGCGACUCAAAUCGCGGCAUCGGACUCGGCGAGGGAUUUCCAUGGCCCAGUUUGAAGGGAGAUUAUGAAUACUACACAGGUCUUACACAACGAACAUCCGAUCCAAGUAUGAAGGUGGUUCAAAUCAAAGGAAGAAGGACAUGGAUGUUGACCGGGGAGAAGGAGAAGGAUGCCGCAUCUGUCAUCAACGUUAUCAUCAGUUCUACUCUAAGGGAGGGUUCGCAUAGGAGUCUUCACAAAGUUGUGACGUCAUUUGAUGAAGCUGUACAUUAUGCCGUUUCUGGACCCCGCCGAGGUGAGAUCGAGGCAAUCUGGGUGAUGGGAGGCACCCACGUGUAUGAGCUACGUCGGCGAUUUCGGAAGAGGCACGUCAUCGUCUUUGGCUGCAUAUCAUUGGUGUUGGUUCGUAGUAUGAUGAGCUAUGGACCAGAAUCGUCAGCAGACACAUCCAUGACGAGGCGACAUCUUCACGUUAAUGAGAUGAGGAAAAAGAAUUAUCUAAAAUUGGCAAUAGAGGGCAUCCAAACGUCCGAUGAAAAAGUAUUACUGAAGCGCUACCAUGACAGCCUGAUGACUGCACUGGGAAACAGAAGCGAGGAGACCAAGCUCCCCAAUCGAAAUCGAUACUCAGAAAGACGGGAUCACCUGACACGUGCGUGUGAUUCCAUACCAGGAAGACAGAAGACUUUAAGAUCACUGCACACCUUGUGGUACAUGGACACUCCUAAGAUGGUGUACUGUUCUGUUGCCAAAUCUGGUUCGAGUUUCUGGAGACGCACAUGGGAAGCGCUCAGUGUGUAUGAUGGUCAUGAAACAUCACCCUACAAAUUUGCUCAUUCAGCGUUCAAAUCCCAAUAUCAUAGGCUGGACAUUAUCAAUGCUACUAAGUCAGGAGAGAUGGGUUUUUCCUUGCUAAAACUGCUUGACACAUCUUUCAAAUAUGUAUUUGCAAGAGAUCCAUACGCACGUAUUUUUUCGGCGUAUGUUGAUAAAUUUGUAGCUCCCAAUAAUUAUUUAUGGAAACAAAUCGGAAAGAAAAUUGUCCAAUCCAGAGAUUUGGCUUCCGAUAAGAGUCUUCGAUGUGGGCAUGAUGUAACAUUUCGUGAGUUUGUGAAGUACAUCAUAGACACCCCUAGGCGUCGCCUUGACGAUCACUUUAUUCCCGUGUCUAGUGUGUGCGAUGUAUGCAACCUUCAGUAUGACGUUGUUGCGAAAAUGGAAACGUUUAAAGAGGACGUGUCAUACAUUUUUAGGCAUCUCAAUGUCGACAACAGAAUAAAGUUUAAAGAUUUCAAACUGGAGCAUUUGGUUGAUUCAGUCGUCGAUUACGUCACACGGGCCUUUUCCCAACGCGAGCGGAUUCGUCCAUGCGUGUCUUUCCACACAGCGCUUCGUCGUCUCUGGAGACAGAUGCAGAUCCUGGGACUGAUAUCAAAGCAGGAAGAGUUUCCCCUUACCCCGGAACAAAGUGAAACAUCCAAGGAAAUUGAAGUCAUCAAUUUUGCCCUUGAAGCAAGCUUGAGAAGUGGUGUGUCCGCAUCAAACAAGGAGGCCUUUCUUCAGGCAUAUCGUACGAUUUCGAAAGACGAUUUGGAAGAAAUAAGAAAAAAAUACCAUAAAGACUUUUUGUUAUUUGCUUAUGACGAUCGGCCACAUAUGUUGUUUCAGAAAUCUGAACAGUUGGACAAUACGUUUGAUUAUUUUGAUGUGCUGAAUGAAUAAUCAGGAAUGAAGCGUUAGAUGACACCCCAACUGUAAUAAACAUUUCAACAAAGCUCCUAUUAUAUAGAGAAAACUGUCACUGAACGUGUUGAAAAUUGAAAAUACCCUGGCAUUUUA
Messenger RNA from Haliotis rufescens (red abalone), 2122 nucleotides. RefSeq names its product dihydrofolate reductase-like. Lineage: Eukaryota; Metazoa; Mollusca; Gastropoda; Lepetellida; Haliotidae. Gene Ontology annotation, biological process: tetrahydrofolate biosynthetic process; glycine biosynthetic process; dihydrofolate metabolic process. The coding region runs from base 209 to 2005 and encodes 598 amino acids. The record is from RefSeq and is a predicted model, not a curated record. Gene Ontology annotation, molecular function: NADP binding; dihydrofolate reductase activity; sulfotransferase activity. Gene Ontology annotation, cellular component: mitochondrion; membrane. The transcript has 8 exons.